CGCCCGCCCCGUUCCCCACUAUCAUCCAUUGUCCCAAUGGCCUCAACAGACCUCGCACCCACAUACGCCGCCCUCAUCCUUGCAGAUGACGGUAUUGAAAUCACUUCGGAUAGAAUCGUCGCAUUGACAAACGCUGCCGGCGUCGACCUCGAGCCCAUUUGGGCGUCCCUCCUUGCCAAGGCGCUGGAGGGCAAGAACGUAAAGGAGCUCUUGUCGAACGUUGGCUCUGGAGGAGGCGCACCGGCAGCUGGCGGUGCUGUACCCGCUGCGUCAACUGGUGCCGCUGCUGCUGAAGCACCGAAAGAGGAGGAGAAGAAGGAGGAAGAAAAGGAAGAGUCAGACGACGAUAUGGGUUUCGGUCUCUUCGAUUAGAGUAUCCUCAUCUUUCUUUGUUUUCUAUCGCAUCGCACUUGUAUUGCCUAUCUAGUGUCGUCGCAAAAAAAAAACUUUAAAACGGCA
Laccaria bicolor S238N-H82 is the source of this 459-nucleotide messenger RNA. RefSeq names its product 60S acidic ribosomal protein P1. Bases 37 to 372 code for a protein of 111 amino acids. Gene Ontology annotation, biological process: cytoplasmic translation; translational elongation. NCBI's taxonomy places the organism in Eukaryota, Fungi, Basidiomycota, Agaricomycetes, Agaricales, Hydnangiaceae. The record is from RefSeq and is a predicted model, not a curated record. The transcript has 4 exons. Gene Ontology annotation, molecular function: structural constituent of ribosome; ribonucleoprotein complex binding; protein kinase activator activity. Gene Ontology annotation, cellular component: ribosome; cytosolic large ribosomal subunit.